This is a messenger RNA of Coffea arabica (coffee), 900 nucleotides long. The record is from RefSeq and is a predicted model, not a curated record. NCBI's taxonomy places the organism in Eukaryota, Viridiplantae, Streptophyta, Magnoliopsida, Gentianales, Rubiaceae.
AUGGGGAUAAUUUUGAACAGAGAAACAAUGAAGUAUCAGGUUCGAGAUCUGGUAAUCGAGCAUAAUCACACACUACACAUUUCAGAAUGUGCUCAUAUAAUGCGUUCGCAAAGAAAAGUAAGUAUUUCUCAAGGAGCCCAAGCUGAGAUUGCAAAUGAUGCAGGAAUAUCCUUGAAACAAUCUCAUGAACUCAUGGAAAAAGAGGCAGGUGGAUUAGGCAAUAAUGGCUACACUCGUGAUGACUUAAAACGCUAUCUACGAACAAAAAGAGAGAGGGGAUUAAAGUAUGGUGAAACUGGUGCAAUGCUACGAUACUUUGAAGAACAAAAAUUGGAAAAUCCGUCAUUCUUCCAUGCAGAGCAGCUUGAUUGUGAAGAACAAAUUACAAAUAUAUUUUGGGCUGAUGCAUCAAUGCUGAUGGAUUAUACCUAUUUUGGGGAUGUGGUUACAUUUGACACUACAUAUAAAACUAACAAGGAGUACAUAUCAUUGGGCGUAUUUGUGGGAUUCAAUCAAUUUAGACAAUCAGUUAUUUUUGGAGCAACUCUAUUGUAUGAUGAGACCAUUGAAUCAUUCAAGUGGGUGUUGGGUACAUUUGUAGAGGCAGUUUGUGGAAGGCACUCAAAAACCAUCUUCACAGAUCAGGAUGCAGCCAUGGCCGUUGCAAUUUCAGCUGUUAUGCCUUCAACAUACCAUGGCCUGUGCACUUUUCAUAUUAGAGUCAAUUUCAUGAAACACCUUGGGAACUAUUACAAGGAUGGUAGUAAUCUCCCAUAUAGAUUUGCUGAAUGUAUGUAUGAGAUAGAAGAUGAAAAUGAGUUUAUCAUGGCCUGUGAUGCAAUGCUAAAAGAACACAAGCUCGAAACAAAUGAAUGGUUGUAUGGCAUUUAUGCAUGUUGA